Penicillium longicatenatum is the source of this 1644-nucleotide messenger RNA. Its product is annotated as Zn(II)2Cys6 transcription factor. Lineage: Eukaryota; Fungi; Ascomycota; Eurotiomycetes; Eurotiales; Aspergillaceae. The transcript has 6 exons. Gene Ontology annotation, biological process: positive regulation of transcription by RNA polymerase II. Gene Ontology annotation, molecular function: DNA-binding transcription factor activity, RNA polymerase II-specific; zinc ion binding; transcription cis-regulatory region binding. Gene Ontology annotation, cellular component: nucleus. The record is from RefSeq and is a predicted model, not a curated record. The coding region runs from base 1 to 1644 and encodes 547 amino acids.
AUGGAGCGAGAAUCAUCGGGCACCAACAUUCCCCCAAAUCUUUCUCUCCAUGCCAUCUUCAUGAGAGUGGGCAAAGGCUGUGGACGGUGUCGCCAUCGCCAUCUCCGCUGUGUGAUUCCUCCGGGGGCUACAGCUUGUGCCCCUUGUACUCGUCUCGGCCGCGACUGUCAACUGGACCCGCGUUUCCAAUUCAAGGCCGUCCAUCAUGUCUACCAUAAAAGCCAGGGCUCAGCGGCUCGAUUCGACUUGAAUUGGGAUGAAGGGCAGGUAUGGGUGGAUGUGUCAAAGCCUGUGACGUUUAUCCUCGAGGCCGAUGAGUUGAAUGAAAAUCAGGAAAUCGAAACACCAAGGGAAGGCUCUUUGGUACCACCUUGGUCAGCACACGAAGCUCUGCAUGCAAAUAAUGAUAUUAUGGCGGAAGAGCGACCAGCUAUGCAGCCUCUGUCGCAGGAGGGCGGAGAGCAAUUGCAUCCGGCCUGUGCUAGCCCCCAGACAUCUGCGCAAGAACAAGGUUCUACCUUAUCGCUUCGAGAAGCAUCUCUGAUGCGGUGUUUUAUUCAGAAGAUCGCCCCCUGGUUCAACCAGGCGGACAUCUGUGAUCCUCAAUCCCAUUUUAGUACGCUGGUGCCCCAACGUGCCCUGCAAGUCCCCAUGGUGUUGAAGGCGGUCUUAGCUCUGGCUGCUCGACACGAUGCCAUCAUGACUGGGAAAAGCGACUGGGAGGCGUCCUCCUAUCUCGGCCAAUGCCUCGAGUUACUGAUCCCAGCGCUGGAUAAGCCCGAGCACACCUACGACGAGAGCCUCUUGAUCACGGUAGUUAUACUGCGGAUCUGUGAGGAGCUGGAAAAUAACACAGAUGAGAAGUUUCAUCUUCUUGGAUCAAAUCGUUUAAUUAAUCUGAUGUCUCGUUCAGCUUCGUCUGGAGGACUAUCAGAAGCUGUAAGUUGGCAGUUUUUGCGACAAGCCAUAUACGCAUCUAUAGUGCAGCAUCAGCCAUUGCAGCUAAACCUGCACAACUAUGAGUGCUCGGCCAUGUUUCAACGAAAUGACGAUGCCGCCGUUGCCAACAUGAUUGUUUUUCAUUGCGCCAAUAUCAUCCAACUCUGCCGCGAUGUGCCUAGGAUGCCAGUUGACGAAACAACCUGGCAUCGCAUCUCCCAUUCUGUGGAGGAGUGGCACCGCUCGAAGCCCCCAACUUGGCAGCCGCUCCGAUACCAACCUCCAGAUGCUACGGCUGACCGCCCGUUCCCUGAAAUUUGGAUGAUGUCAGGCCCUGCUGUCGUCGGAAUGCAGUACUUUCACACGGCAAGGAUCUUUAUAACUUUGUCAGAUCCCCAUUCACAAUCAAUGAGCGACUAUGAGCUGGCCCGGAGCCGGCGUGUCGCAGAGCGAACAAUCGCGACCCAUAUACUGACCGUAGUGGGGCUAUCCUGGUCAAAUGAGAGUGUUGAAAAUGGGUACUUUAUGGCCUGCCAUCUUCUACAUCGCUUUGGCUACUGCCUCCACCAUCCAGCUGAGCAACAGGGAUCAUUGCGAUUUCUAAGUCGGGUGGAAGAAGUAUUAGGUUGGCGAACGGCGUGGAUUAAAGAACAGCUUGAACGCCAGUGGACUGAGUUGGCCGAAGUAGAUCCACUGAACCGCUGA